Messenger RNA from Polyodon spathula (Mississippi paddlefish), 3377 nucleotides. Its product is annotated as gephyrin-like. The transcript has 24 exons. The record is from RefSeq and is a predicted model, not a curated record. Gene Ontology annotation, biological process: Mo-molybdopterin cofactor biosynthetic process; postsynaptic neurotransmitter receptor diffusion trapping; establishment of synaptic specificity at neuromuscular junction. Gene Ontology annotation, cellular component: cytosol; cytoplasm; postsynaptic membrane. Lineage: Eukaryota; Metazoa; Chordata; Actinopteri; Acipenseriformes; Polyodontidae. The coding region runs from base 41 to 2371 and encodes 776 amino acids. Gene Ontology annotation, molecular function: molybdopterin molybdotransferase activity.
GCGCUGCCUGCUUCUCAGUGCGGUGAGAGCGCUGGUAAAUAUGGCGUCUGAAGGGAUGAUUUUAACAAACCACGACUACCAAAUUCGAGUAGGAGUCCUCACAGUAAGUGACAGCUGCUUCAGAAACCUUGCUGAAGACCGCAGUGGAAUAAAUCUCAAGGACCUUGUUCAUGAUCCGUCUCUGCUGGGAGGAAUCAUAUCGGCCUACAAAAUCGUGCCAGAUGAAAUAGAUGAAAUUAAGGAAACCCUGGUGGACUGGUGUGAUGAGAAGGAGCUGAAUCUGAUCCUAACUACUGGGGGGACAGGGUUUGCGCCGCGAGAUGUCACGCCAGAGGCCACGAAGGAAGUGAUCGAGAGGGAAGCCCCUGGAAUGGCCCUUGCCAUGCUGAUGGGAUCGCUCCAUGUCACCCCACUAGGAAUGCUGUCCAGGCCGGUGUGUGGGAUUAGAGGGAAAACUCUCAUCAUCAACCUGCCAGGCAGCAAAAAAGGGUCACAGGAGUGCUUCCAGUUCAUUCUGCCUGCCCUACCGCACGCCAUUGAUUUACUGCGAGAUGCCAUUGUGAAAGUAAAGGAGGUUCACGACGAGUUGGAGGACCUGCCUUCCCCCCCUCCGCCUCUCUCCCCUCCCCCCACCACCAGCCCACACAAGCAGACAGUGGACAAGGGGGUGCAGUGUGAGGAGGACGAGGAGGAGAAGAAAGACAGUGGGGUGGCGUCCACUGAAGACAGCUCAUCAUCUCAAAUCACCGCCGCAGCCAUCGCAGCCAAGAUUCCCGAUUCCAUCAUCUCACGUGGAGUCCAGGUGCUCCCCAGGGACACGGCCUCUCUGAGCACCACUCCUUCAGAGUCGCCCCGCGCACAGGCCACCUCACGCCUCUCCACCGCUUCCUGUCCCACGCCAAAACAAAUUAGACUGCGGGAUGAAAUCAAAGGAGUUGCUAAUAGAGUCGGAUCCCUCAAACUUCACUAUAGGUUGGAAGGUCUUAAAGAUGAACUGGGGACCCACAGGAGCUACGACUCGCGAGUUCAGUCCAGGUGCAGCAGUAAGGAAAAUAUCCUGAGGGCCAGUCACAGCGCAGUCGAUAUCACGAAGGUGGCCCGGAGACACCGCAUGUCACCAUUCCCACUCACCUCCAUGGACAAGGCCUUCAUCACCGUGCUGGAGAUGACGCCCCUGCUUGGCACCGAAAUCAUCAACUACCGAGAUGGAAUGGGCCGAGUCCUGGCGCAGGAUGUGUACGCGAAGGACAACCUGCCCCCCUUCCCAGCGUCCGUCAAGGAUGGCUAUGCUGUACGAGCUGCUGAUGGGCCAGGGGAUCGUUUUAUCAUCGGGGAAUCUCAGGCUGGUGAGCAGCCAACUCACACAGUGAUGCCCGGUCAGGUGAUGCGUGUGACGACUGGUGCCCCCAUCCCCUGUGGCGCUGACGCAGUGGUGCAGGUAGAAGACACGGAGCUUCUGCGAGAAUCAGAUGACGGUACAGAGGAGCUGGAGGUUCGGAUUCUGGUUCAAGCAAGGCCAGGACAGGACAUCAGACCCAUAGGCCAUGACAUUAAGAGAGGGGAGUGUGUGCUGGCGAAAGGAACCCACAUGGGCCCCUCGGAGAUUGGUCUCCUAGCAACAGUGGGGGUCACAGAAGUGGAGGUUCAGAAAUUCCCAGUGGUGGCAGUCAUGUCAACAGGAAAUGAGCUGCUGAAUCCAGAGGAUGACCUCCGCCCAGGCAAGAUCCGGGACAGUAACCGGUCCACCCUCCUCGCCACCAUCCAGGAGCACGGCUACCCAACCAUCAACCUGGGCAUCGUCGGAGACAAUCCUGACGACCUUCUCAACGCUCUGAACGAGGGAAUCAGCCGCGCUGAUGUCAUCAUCACCUCAGGGGGGGUGUCUAUGGGGGAGAAGGACUACCUGAAGCAGGUGCUGGAUAUCGAUCUUCACGCUCAGAUUCACUUCGGACGAGUGUUUAUGAAACCAGGUCUCCCAACAACUUUUGCCACUGUGGACAUCGAUGGUGCUAGGAAACUAAUCUUUGCCCUACCAGGUAAUCCGGUGUCCGCAGUGGUGACCUGUAAUCUCUUUGUCAUCCCAGCGCUGAGGAAGAUGCAGGGGAUCUUGGACCCCCGGCCCACUAUUAUCAAAGCCAGGUUAUCGUGUGACGUAAAACUGGACCCUCGCCCUGAAUACCACCGCUGCAUACUCACCUGGCAUCACCAAGAACCACUGCCUUGGGCACAGAGUACAGGGAACCAGGUGAGCAGUCGUCUGAUGAGCAUGCGCAGCGCGAACGGACUGCUGAUGCUACCUCCAAAGACAGAGCAGUAUGUGGAGCUUCACAAGGGGGAGGUGGUGGACGUCAUGGUUAUAGGCCGGCUAUGAUGUCACCGGCAGGAGGGGGAGUGGCUAUGGUGCAUGUCCACAUAUCAUUGACUGUAUCCUGUAAUAUGCAACGGCACAGCUAGUUUUUAUUGAUUUGGAUAAAGUUGAUCAGUAUAGUCGACAUCUUGAAGACAAAAAUAGAAUAAACAACGGGGGUGGGAAGACUAUUUCAAAGAGAAUUUAAAAAAAAUAUAUAAUAACUUUUAAGAAAUCUUUUAAGAAAAUAAGUACAUUAUAAAAUAAAAUAAAUUUAUUCUGUAAUAUUGAGGCAACUUUUUUCUCUUUCAUAGCAAUUGCUUUGUGUGUUUAAUGCUAGAUCUGAUAGCGGUAGCUUUUAAUAGAAGCUGUAGGUGCCUGCGGAACUUAUGUUUUUUUUUUCCUCAUCUAUAAAAAAAAAAAAAAAAAAAAAAAAAAAAAAAAAAAACUGCGGAUACUUACUUCCCUGAGCAAGGCUGUCUGCUUCUUUUAUGCUAGCUUAGACGACACGGCUAAUUCCCUUAUUAGUAUGCUUCAUAAUUGCUUCACAAAGAGCUUUGCUUGUUCUUUAUCUUGUAACUUGUGUUCAUCUGCACAGUGCCAAAAGACAAGAGGCUGCAGCGCGGGACCCAGGUGGCAACAAACCAGCUGCCAUGUUUGGGAAGCGUCCCAGCAGCCACCUGGCUCCACGCUGCGCAGCGACCUGAUUGGGUGACAACACUGGAACAUCCUUUUAUUUGAAUAAAGAAACAACUUGCUUCCUUAAGUGCUGACAGCCUUUUUAACCAAUUAAUCAAAAACAAACAAAAAAAAUAUAUAAUGUACAGAAAUAACAAAAAAAAUAUAUAAUAAAGUGAAGCGUGAUCUUGUACAGAGAAUAGUGAACCAGCAUCCAUGUGGAAAUUAACAAGCAAUGAGAUAUUCAGCAAAUUCUGUACUAUAAUGUUUUCUGUUAUGAUAUUGAAACAAAAUAAAAUUACAAAUAAAAAAAUCCUUGAUCAUUAUGUAAAACUUUUCAUUGUCAGCCUUC